AUGGACAAGGUGGCAUCCACUGAUGCACGCAGCAUGGAGCCAAUGGCUCUAGAAGAGAUAUCCAGAAAAAUAUCAGAUCUAGACAAGUGGCGGAAGAUCUUUCACGUCGGUGGGUUGGAAAUGAGCCAUAAAACUCAUCAGAAGUUCCAAGACCACAAACUGGACAAUGAUAAAGAGGAUACCGCUGCAGUAUCCCAAACUACAAAUCCACUAAACCAGAGCCAGUUUGCAUCCAAUAUUCUUUAUUCCAUUCCCAAAGCUCUCAAAGUCUCAUCAAACCUAGGAGGGAAGCCCAUCUCACUGGAAAUGGCUGUGGGACUACGGAGGUUGUUAUUUGGAAGCACAUUCCAAAUUUUCAGCUAUGAAUGGAAAAAAUCAUAUUUCAGAUACCAUGAUCCAUAUACUGACUUGGCCUAUGCCCUGGAAACAGAUAAGGGAGGAGCAGCAGCAGUUCAGAUGGCUGUUCAGGUCAACAUAAUUAAAUACUUAUUGUUUGUACGCAAAGGACACAAUUGUAACAUCUAUAUUUUAUGUGAGAUAAGUCAAACAGAGCAAGAAAAGGCUCUUGCAUCAGCUCUGGCUGGGAUUCUGUGGAAAGCGGGGGAAGGUCAGAAAGCUACUGUCUGUCUUGUCACCAAUGACACAUAUUUUACUCCAAGCAUAGACUACAAAGUGGAUCACUUUACUGAAAAAGUGCAACUUUUUGACUUUUUUGAGAAAGAAACAGCUCAGCAAUUUCUCUGUGAUCACAUACACUAUCUGAAUUGUGACGGAAGCCAUGGGGUGAUCUUAUUUCUAUAUAGCUUGCUUUUCUCAAGGACAUUUGAGCGGCUUCAAAAAGACCUAGAUUUCACAACAGCCCAUUUGUUACAAUGCAGACUUGGAGACUUCAUCUGUAGACAAGCAAUUCUGAAUCUCAUUUUAACAGGAAGAGCAAGCCCACAUGUGUUUAAUGGGUUCCAGAAGAUUGACACUGAAGGCAGUGUGCAAAAGCUGAGUCAUGGAGUCUUAUCCCGCAGUGAUGUAGGCUAUUUACACUGGAGCAAGGAAGAAGUGGAACAUUAUAGUCUUCUGCAGGUUGGCAGUAUGCUGAAGACCCCUAAAUUGCCUAUAUGGUUGUGCGAUAUCAAUGGAACCUACAGUGUUCUUUUCAGCACCAACAGGUUGCUCUUGUCGGACUGGAAAAUGGAACAUCUCUUUGACUUGUAUUUUUAUAAUGCGCAGCCCUCGCAAAAGACAACGGUGCAUCUAACAAUAGACACUCAUUCUCAUCACUGGGAAGAGAAGCAGAGUGACACGGACAAUGAUCUGGAAAAAAGGUUCCCUUCUAUCGAGAUGGCAAUCCGAACUAAGUGGGAAGGUGCUGUGAUCAACUGGAAUGGAAUGGUCCCAUUUUAA
Molecule: messenger RNA, 1398 nt
Organism: Varanus komodoensis (Komodo dragon)
Lineage: Eukaryota; Metazoa; Chordata; Lepidosauria; Squamata; Varanidae
Gene: MINDY4B
Product: MINDY family member 4B
Exons: 13
Coding region: 1-1398 (465 amino acids)
Biological process (GO): protein K48-linked deubiquitination
Molecular function (GO): K48-linked deubiquitinase activity; cysteine-type deubiquitinase activity
Source: RefSeq, a predicted model, not a curated record